Messenger RNA from Telopea speciosissima, 1644 nucleotides. Its product is annotated as muscle M-line assembly protein unc-89-like. The record is from RefSeq and is a predicted model, not a curated record. NCBI's taxonomy places the organism in Eukaryota, Viridiplantae, Streptophyta, Magnoliopsida, Proteales, Proteaceae. The transcript is spliced from 2 exons. Bases 172 to 1377 code for a protein of 401 amino acids.
AUUGAAGCCUUAGACAAACCAGUGGAACUCUUGGAAUCUCAUACAAGAGAUUCAGAACCUGAAGUGGAAAAAAAGCCAGAAGAAGGGAGCGUGGAUAAAGAUAUUAUCGCUGAUUUGGGGACCAAAGCGGACGAGUCCUUGAAGGGAGAAGUUCUUAUUGUGGGACCUAAAAUGGCAGAAAAGCUAGAAUCAGUUGUUGAGGUGGGAGGAAAACCCCAAGAGGCUGAAGAAGUUGAGGAGAAAUCUGAGAUGCUUAAGCCUAAGGAAAGCAUCGAUGAUGAUAUUGGAAAAGAUGGAGUGGCCCAGACAGAGGAGUCCUUUAAGGAAGAAGCUUCUGUAGUGGAACCUAAAACACUAGAAAAAUCUGAGUCAGUUGUUGAGAUGGGAGGAAAACCACAAGAACAGGAUGAAGGAGUUGAGAAGAAAUAUGAGAUGCUUGAUUCCAAGGAGAGCUUGGACAGUGACAUCACAAAAGAUGAUUUGAUUGAUAUAGUCGAGGAGGAUACCAAGUCAUCAGAUACAGUUGUUUCUGCUAGUCAGGGAGCAGGAUUUGGUCUGAAAGAAGAUGGAAUGAAAUCUGUUACUCCUAAUGUAGAAAAGGUCAGUGUGGAUGAUACUAAGAAAGAAUUUGGGGUUGAUGAGGAGAAGGCAGCUGUGCAAGUGGGGGAUAUCGAAACAAAGGAAGAAGGGAAAGUUGUAAACAUGGAAGAGGGAAAACACAAUGAUGUGAAAAUAGAGGAGCUGACUCAACUGGAGCAAACAGAAACCAUAGAAGAAAAGGAAGCAAAGGAUAUGAAAAUUGAUGAGAAUGAAGAAAAUAAUGUCAAGAAAGAGGAGUUGAUGCUACCUGAGCCAACAGAAACCAAGAAUGUGGUUGGCUCCUAUACAGAAACUGAAGUUACUGAAAAAUUUUCCGAGGAACAGAGUGCUUCUAAAGAUGCUGAAAUGGGCACUGAAGAGAAGAAAGAGCAUGAUGCCAAAGUUGGUACGCCAGAUUUGAAGGGUAAAGUGGAUGUGGUUGAAAUUAGCAAUGUUGUUAAUGAACCCACUGCGGAAUCAAAGGAGUCAGAGUUAGAAGGGAAGGUGGAGGAAGCUAUACAGACAUGUGUAGAUAAUCUGGAUAAAGGAGUAGUGGUUGAGGAGACUGCAAAAUCAGGUGCUCCAGAUGUGGCAUUAUCCAAAAUUGAGGAUAACUCAAAAACAGACCAGGACCCUCCUGAACGAGAAGCUCCGGCCAAGCCCUCUCAAAAACACUCUAAUAACAUUAUAUCAAAGGUGAAGCAGUCGAUUGCAAAGGUCAAGAAAGCAAUCAUUGGGAAAUCUCCAAGUUCGAAAACCCUCUCUUCUGAAGCCAAGGGUGAUAUACAAAUUAAAUGAUGGGGGCAAAGAUAGAGGGAAGUUUCUAGUUGGGUUGUCAAAGGUGUUUUGUGCUGGUUAUUGUUUUGUCAUAGAUGCUGUAAAUGUCAGGUUUCUGUGUGAUGGCAAGUGAGUGUACAUAGAAGGUAUGGGCCAUGCACGAGCUCUCUGUCUCUGACGAUUUUGAUGGUUUUCUUCUCCUAGCUUUUUCUAGUUGCAAGUGAUUGCUUGUAUUUGUUGGUGUUUUGUUUUGGUGAGUACUUAUUUAUGCCCUUUAUGAUACAUCGU